UUUGCACAUGCGCCAGGCUGCUUUUCCGGCUUUGUUGGCGAUUGACGCGGCUCUGCGCACCUGCUGUUACGUGCUGAAAAAGGUAGCCGGCGGGCCAGAAUUUCCAGUUUCGGUGGCUUCGUGGGCUUUUAGCUUCUGAAAUCCGCUAAAAGUGGCGGUUCAUUCAUCUUCAAUUACCUAGUCUGACUGAUAGGGUUGCUCAGCAUUCUGAAACAUUUCGACCUGGGGAGGGGGGCGGUGGUGAAAGAAUGCUUUCUGUAGAGAGAGCCCCUCGCGUCACCCCUGCUUUGAAGGCUUUACAUAUUAACAGAAUGCCGAACAUUUGUGUCCUGCUUGCUGACAGCGCACAGGAUCCUUGUAACAGUAUUUCUCAAGUACUUAACAAAACGAUGAAAAACUGAAGUCCAACCCGUGCUGCUGAUUCCGUAUAUCUCACAGUUUAAAGACUGUCCAGAAACUUUAAGCUUUCAGAACCGUACUUUUUAAAUCCAGUGCGUUUAUCUUCAUUUUGCUGGAAAGAAAGCCAAAGUACUGGACUGCCUUGUUCAGGGCUGGACGCCUAGCACACCUGCUAACUUGGAGCUUCAGAGCCAUGGCAACAAAGGAGUCAGGAGACGCCAGAGCACAGUUGGCCCUCUCCUCAUCGGCCAGUCAGAGCAAGGAAGUGCCUGAAAACCCAAACUAUGCUCUCAGAUGUACUCUCGUGGGACACACGGAAGCAGUGUCAUCAGUUAAGUUUAGUCCUAAUGGAGAAUGGCUAGCAAGUUCUUCUGCUGAUAGGCUAAUCAUAAUUUGGGGAGCAUAUGAUGGAAAAUAUGAGAAAACACUCUAUGGUCAUAAUUUGGAAAUAUCGGAUGUUGCCUGGUCAUCAGAUUCCAGUCGUCUUGUUUCUGCCUCAGAUGAUAAAACUCUAAAAUUAUGGGAUGUGAGAUCUGGAAAAUGUUUGAAAACACUGAAGGGGCACAGUAAUUAUGUCUUUUGUUGUAACUUCAAUCCGCCAUCCAACCUUAUAAUCUCAGGAUCUUUUGAUGAGACUGUGAAAAUAUGGGAGGUGAAAACAGGAAAGUGUCUCAAGACUUUGUCUGCUCAUUCUGAUCCAGUUUCUGCUGUUCAUUUUAAUUGUAGUGGGUCCUUGAUAGUGUCAGGUAGCUAUGAUGGCCUCUGUAGAAUCUGGGAUGCUGCAUCAGGUCAGUGUUUAAAAACGCUCGUUGAUGAUGAUAACCCUCCUGUCUCUUUUGUAAGAUUUUCUCCAAAUGGUAAAUAUAUUCUCACUGCAACUUUGGACAACACUCUUAAACUAUGGGAUUAUAGCAGAGGCAGGUGCCUGAAAACAUACACCGGUCAUAAGAAUGAGAAAUAUUGCAUAUUUGCCAAUUUUUCAGUUACUGGUGGAAAGUGGAUUGUGUCUGGUUCCGAGGAUAACCUGGUUUACAUUUGGAACCUUCAGACUAAAGAGAUUGUACAGAAAUUACAAGGCCAUACAGAUGUCGUGAUCUCAGCAGCUUGUCAUCCUACAGAAAACCUCAUCGCAUCAGCAGCGUUAGAAAAUGACAAAACAAUUAAACUUUGGAUAAGUAACCACUAAUCCUUUUGGAAAUCAAGUAGUAGAGCCAAGUUGGCCAAAAAACUUAGAUAUUUAAAAAGAUGGUUUCUUUUAAUUUUGGCAGUUUUGUAUUUUUUAAAUUAUCGAUUGUUAAAUUUUGAGAUUCAUAUACUACAUUUACAAAAUGAGAUAGUUGAAAAAGCACAUCUAGAACUCAGAGCUUCUGACUACCAAUCUUUUUUGAGAAACUUUUUGUAAUCUUUAUAGAUUUAUACCCAUGAAACUUUUUUUACAGGGAUAUAUUGCGUAGUGGUGAAAUCUGGGCUUAGUAUACCCUCACCCAAAUAGUAUACAUUGUACCCAGUAAAUACUUUCCCAUCUCUCACCCCCCUCCCACCUUUGAAGUCUCUAGUGUCUAUGAUUCUGCUCUCCAUGUCCAUGUGUACAUAUUGUUUAUCUCCCACUUAUGAGAACAUGUGGUUUUUGACUUUAUUAUUAUUUCACUUAAUGGCCUCCAGGUGCAUCCAUGUUGUUGCAAAAGACAAGAUUUCAUUCUUUUU
Molecule: messenger RNA, 2103 nt
Organism: Rhinopithecus roxellana (golden snub-nosed monkey)
Lineage: Eukaryota; Metazoa; Chordata; Mammalia; Primates; Cercopithecidae
Gene: WDR5B
Product: WD repeat domain 5B
Exons: 1
Coding region: 593-1585 (330 amino acids)
Cellular component (GO): Set1C/COMPASS complex
Molecular function (GO): histone binding
Source: RefSeq, a predicted model, not a curated record